CUUUGAUGUGUUGGCAGACCUUUUCCCUGCCGCUUGCUGCUAAGGCAGCUGCCAGUGCGCUACAAUACGAAGAAUAUUGCAUUACUGCAUUGCGUAUUAUGAACGUCAGCAAGUGCUGUGCAAAUCGGCACUUAGACCCUUACUAAGCUGUUCGCAAUGAUGGCCGGCGCCCUUUGCGGCAGGUGGUGAGGGUUUCCCAGCCUUCUAGACAUCAAGGCGAAUUUCUUAUCAUUGGCCGUGCAAAUUUUGCCUUCAAGGCCAGCGAUUGAGCCUCGUUUCUAGACUUUUACUCCUCCAAGGGUGCGUACGGUAGCGGUCUCGGAGGGCACCUCGCUUGCUGGGAAAGGCGUUGUUCUUUCCAGCAGCUUCACCAGGAGCACUUGGCUGUCACUGAAAACGCCUUUGAGCAAGGCACGACGCGAUGCCGCGCACGAAGGCUGCACCAUCGCGACGAGCGGAUGUUGAGCAGGCCAGCGCCGGCCAAGGCGGCGUGAAACUAAAUAGUGCUGUAGACUUAGACCAGGAGUACCUUACUCCCAAGUUGGAUUGCUUGGAUGAGGUGGAACCCCAGUCGCCGCGACCAACCAAACGAAGGCGCAAGUCGCUCCCCCAAAAGCAAUCAGAGUCAGAUGUGCAGGUAGCCAUUUCGGAAGAGCAGGAGGUGCUAGGCUUUUUGGAGUUGACCGACGCGGUUGGCAUUGCUGCUCAACCGCAACGUAUUUCAGCGGCAGUCGUGCGGGUUAGCAGCGCCGACUCGGAAGGCAGCUUAGCGCUACUGUCAUUGGAGCUGCGUUCUACAGAUGGAACUCCGGCUAGCGAGGAGCUGGUGGGUCCUUUCGGCCGAUUGAGGUUUGACCCAGCCAUCUUGGCAAUCCUUUUGCCGUAGCCCUCCAGCCACUUGGUGAAAACAACAAUUCGACAUUAUCUCACGCAGGUUACUCUACCUGCUCCGUCAGUCGCCGCAGCAGGCAGCCUUCUUCGAUUGCUCCAGACCGGGAUUCUCGGCAUCACGGUCGCACCAUCCACUGCCCAAUCUUCGCAUCGCAGAAGCUGCAGCAGCCCAAUUCAAUAUUCCUGGAGCCCAAACUCCUUGCCCCAACGGCUAAAAAGCCAGCCGGUGGCACUGCCUAACAGCAAGCCCGCUGAUGAUGAUGGCGAUGAAGAGGACUGGCAGGCGGGCACAUACAUUCGCCGCAACGCCACGAGCACCCGCAGCAGCAGCAGCAGCAGCACCGAAACCACUUUCCUCUCCAGCUCGCUGCGGCUGGGUGUACGGCGUGAUGCGCUGCAGCGGGUGGGGGUGGGGCACCCGGAGGACGUGCAGCAGCGGCUGUGGCAGUCCCAGCUGUUGCAGGUGCUUUCCUGGCUGCUGCCUCACACCGCCGCAGCUGCAACCCCGGCCGCCGCCUUCACACAGCAGCAGCCACCUGAGCAACACCGGCCUCAGCAACAGGACGCAGGAGCUGCUGUCACCUCCCCUGCCGCCGCCCCCUCCUCGCCUGCCGCAUCACCCAAGCCCUCCUCCUUCGCAGCACCCCCCAUUGCACCCCCAACACCCCACCUCCCAGCCGCACCCCCACCCUCAGCCCCAUCCCAAUCAGCAAACCCCCUCGCACCCCCAACCACAGCAUCCCCACCAGCCCCCCCAGCACCAGCAGCACCACCCGCAGGCGUGGGGUUCGAUCUGGGUUGGUUGUACGACGCGGUAAAACCCUCGGGCACCGAGCCGCAGUGGCGAGGCACGGCUCCGGAGCUGCGGCCCGUGCUGCGGCCCUACCAGCGGCGGGCAGUGGCGUGGAUGCUGAGCAGGGAGGGACAGGGG
Astrephomene gubernaculifera is the source of this 1822-nucleotide messenger RNA. NCBI's taxonomy places the organism in Eukaryota, Viridiplantae, Chlorophyta, Chlorophyceae, Chlamydomonadales, Astrephomenaceae. The record is from the annotation of a GenBank genome assembly.